AUGGUACUCGGGUUUUCUUCUUGGGCUGAAUUUUACGUCUAUGCGACGUGUAUUCUUUUGGGUGUCUCUAUGUUGAUGCCAAUGAAUGCCCUGACAUCAGCACCACGGUACAUGGUGGAUUACUACCGUUAUGUAACAGGGAACCCCAAGGCCGAACCCAACUUGCCGGUCUUUUGGGCCAACAUUUUCACCUUUUAUAAUGUUGUUUCGUUGGUGACGCAGAUUAUAUGUGGACCUACCGUAUUGACCCGCUUGGCGAGGAGACUGUCUCUCAGCAACCGCUUUAUUUUUGCGCUUACAUCUAUGAUGCUGGAGGUUCUCGUGAUAGUUGUGCUUCCGACGGGAAAAAUCUCACAGAAUUCCGCCAUCGUCGCGUUUAUUAUUGUCACGAUUGUGGCGGGUGCAGGCAAGUCAUACUUGGAGGCAACGUGCUACGUGUUGGCUGGAACCAUGCCCCCGAAGUUCAUGUCAGCCGUCAUGUUUGGUUGUGGCUUCUCGGGUCUGAUUGCGUCGACGAUGCAGUCUAUCAUUAAGGCAUCCAUGGUGAACACUUAUGAAUCGGCACUCACGCAGGCGCACAUUUACUUCUCACUUGCGUUGGGAAUUAUGCUUAUCUCGCUCAUCAUGGCACUGUUGCUGCGGUACAACUCCUUUGCCCAGACGUACGUUGCCGAAUACCGCAUGCUGAAACGCUCCCAGGAUGAAGAAAGGCGGAAUGCCGAGGUUUUGGAUGGAUGCUACUUGGAAGAAGUGAAGAACGGGGGCAAUUAUACUGUGGACAAGGAUGAACCAAACGCUGGAAAGGAUUCCGUCGGAGAUAGCGAGAGCUCACCGGAUGCUGCUGAGGCCAAUAUGACAACUGCGGAGCAGCUGUUGGCAACACCUGUGAUCCCAGUGAUAAAGAAGAUUUAUUCAAUGCAGAUUGCAUGUUUUUGCUCCUUCUUUUUGGCACUCAUCAUUUUCCCCAGCUUUGUGAUUCCCAUUGACCGCGCCCACGAAUGGUUUGCUACCAUUGCUGUCCUUUGUUACAACGGUGGCGAUGCCGCUGGCCGGUUCUUGACAUCCUUCAAGGUGUUUUGGGUUUCUCGUCGCGUCACGCUGUAUGCGAUCUUCGCCCGUUUCCUGUUUAUCCCGCUGAUAUUUUUGUGUAUCUAUCACUACAUUCCUGGCCAUGUCGCGCCUUGCAUUUUCAUGUUCCUUAUUGGCCUGACGAACUUCUUUGGUGCACUGACGAUGGUCUACGGCCCCGGCACACCGGAUCUGAAGACGGAUGGGGAGAGGGUGAUGGCUGGGCAGCUUAUGGGAAUUGCGCUGCUGGGAGGUGCAUCUUUUGCGUCUCUCGUUGCUAUGGGUGUAGUGAUAGUCUUGCCGUAG
Molecule: messenger RNA, 1374 nt
Organism: Trypanosoma rangeli
Lineage: Eukaryota; Euglenozoa; Kinetoplastea; Trypanosomatida; Trypanosomatidae
Product: putative nucleobase transporter
Exons: 1
Coding region: 1-1374 (457 amino acids)
Biological process (GO): nucleoside transmembrane transport
Cellular component (GO): plasma membrane
Molecular function (GO): nucleoside transmembrane transporter activity
Source: RefSeq, a predicted model, not a curated record